Eruca vesicaria subsp. sativa (arugula) is the source of this 378-nucleotide messenger RNA. NCBI's taxonomy places the organism in Eukaryota, Viridiplantae, Streptophyta, Magnoliopsida, Brassicales, Brassicaceae. The record is from the annotation of a GenBank genome assembly.
AUGACCAGUGGAGCCCCUCUUCUUGAAUACAAAAUUAGUCACCGUCUGGAGCAACAACGAUACGCAGACGACUUGACCAUCAUCGUCGACACAGAGAUACUCCGACAUGACUGUGGUAAUACCAAGAAGAGUCAAUUCUCCUUCUCAUUGAACGAAUUUGUCCAAGAUGAAUAUUCUCUGAACAAAGAGAAACUUUAUUAUUUCCUGAUAGAAGCUGGAAUCGAUGAGGAUAAUGAUGCUCAGUUUAUGAUUAACGACAUGAUUUUUUCUCUUUCUGACCUGCCAUGCUUAAAGAAUAAAAGGUUUACUAGAGGAGUUUGGACAGUGUUCUUGUAUGUUCGGUUCCCUUCGAACGAGGAGAGCACUAGUACGUCAUAG